UUUUCGCUCUUCACUAUUUACUCUCUCUCUCUCUCUUUCCACUGAGAUAUACUUUUAUAUAUAGAGAACAUUUCUGUUCUUCACUUGUUUCUCUUCUUUUGCUUUUCUUCUCCAUUCCCUAACAAAAGUUAGUUAAUUUGUUUUGUAACCGCUAUUUUCUGUGAAUGAGAAAAAUCCCAAUCACAAAAAGGAACGAAACAAGGGUUAGAGUGUUUGAUUCUCUUCAAUAUUCUUUAAUUGCUUGUAAUAAUGGAGCUUUUGGUGGGUCCUGCUUUCACCAUCGAGGUUCCUUCUUCUCCGCCUCACGCCACGGCGGAAUACGACGCCGACCGACCGACGAUUAGUAACGCCGGUACCACCGGCGAAAUCGAACGCGACGGUACAAAGUCAAACUCCUUCUUCGAUGAAGGUUCGGGCUUCCGUGCCGGAGGAAAGGCCGGUUUGUUCGCCGGCGAUUCUUCGGAGAGCUCGUCGUCGAUCGGAACCCCCGACGACAGCGACAUCGAAAACGACGUCGUUUCACCUAUAAAAGAAGAUGACGAAGAUGAAGAAGUUCAAAGCAAGUUGAAUGGUUUGAACUCUUUGGAUUCUCUAGAAGAUUCUCUUCCCAUCAAGAGGGGAUUAUCGAACCAUUUUAGUGGAAAAUCAAAAUCUUUUACGGAUCUGUCACAAGUGAACACUGUGAAGGAUCUUAAGAAGCAAGAGAAUCCAUUCAACAAGAGAAGGAGGGUUUUAAUGGCGUCAAAAUGGUCAAGGAGAUCCUCUUUCUACACGUGGUCAAACCCACAGUCUAUGCCGCUUUUGCCCCUCGACGAGGAUUCCGAUGAAGCCGCACAAGAACAAGAAGGCGACGAGGACGAGGAAGAUGAGAAGGGUAGAAAGGUCUUUUCAUCUCCUUCGUCUUCUGCAAGAGAUGAAGUGUUGAGUGUGAGACAGCAGCAGCAGAACAGAGUGCCUCCCCAGUCUUAUGCUGCUCAUAUGAGGCUUAGGUUAGGGAGCUUCAAAUCUAGGAGCCUUUCUCUUGCAGAUCUGCAAGAACAUGAUGAAGAAGAAGAAGAACAUGAUAAUGAUAAUGAUGAUCAUCAUGAUCAUCAUCAAUUAACAUAGCUUUUGUUUUCAUUUUUUUAAUUGUUGCUUGUAUUGUAUUCUUAGAUGUGGCUUUGUUAGUUGUUCGUAAAUAAAUUAAUUAGUAUUAUUAAUUUAUCA
Arachis duranensis is the source of this 1206-nucleotide messenger RNA. RefSeq names its product KID-containing protein 1. Lineage: Eukaryota; Viridiplantae; Streptophyta; Magnoliopsida; Fabales; Fabaceae. The transcript is spliced from 2 exons. The record is from RefSeq and is a predicted model, not a curated record. Bases 250 to 1107 code for a protein of 285 amino acids.